UUUUAUAUAGAUUUCAUCAAUUAUGUUAACAGUAGUAAUUAAUAUAUAAACUGAUAUUGAAUAAAGAAAAAGAAAGUAAAUAUGUCUUACGUAGAACAUGGACCUCGAAUUUUUUUAACUAGUAAACAUAACUCUGGAACACCUUUGAUAUAUGGUGAUUAUGUUUUACCGAAAAAACGUUUAGAAGGUCGAUUAAAAUUACAUGAUUCUUGUUCGGAUAUUAGAGCUUGGAGUCCGAAUUCUUUAGAAAAUUCACGUUAUUUUCGUGAACUCAAUGAACAUGAUUCAUCAAUAGGAAAAAUAAUACCAUUUAAUGUAGUCAUUGAUAAUAUUAUUCAACUCAAUUCAGAAACUCAAAAUAAACUUCAAGCAGUUAAAAGAGAACUUAACAAAUAUAAGAGUCUUAGACUUACUCCUGAACAAGAAGAAGAAUUAAGAAAUUUAGAUUAUAUUUCAAAAGUAAAAACUUCGUCACAGAAAAACAAUUAUACAACAGGAUUAUUAAAGGAUGCAUUUUUUAAUAUGAGCAAAUCAGGUCCUGUGAUUCAUUCAAAUUCAUAUUUAUCAAUUCAUAUACCUUGUGAGAGAAAUUUACAAAAUAAACAAAAUGCAUCAACUAUAACAAAUCAUAAUCAAUUAUAUUCUUUAACAGCGUAA
This is a messenger RNA of Apis dorsata (giant honeybee), 657 nucleotides long. RefSeq lists its product as uncharacterized. The record is from RefSeq and is a predicted model, not a curated record. Lineage: Eukaryota; Metazoa; Arthropoda; Insecta; Hymenoptera; Apidae. Bases 82 to 657 code for a protein of 191 amino acids. The transcript has 4 exons.